Molecule: messenger RNA, 288 nt
Organism: Babesia ovata
Lineage: Eukaryota; Apicomplexa; Aconoidasida; Piroplasmida; Babesiidae
Exons: 1
Coding region: 1-288 (95 amino acids)
Source: RefSeq, a predicted model, not a curated record
AUGUCACGCCACUCCCAUCACUGCCGGCGCCAGCCAUCCCUCAACUGCGACGCCUUUAUUAAGGUUAUCAAGCACGCUUUCAACAACGUCCGAGACAAUAUUAGCUCACUGAUUCGCAACGAUGUUAGUUACUUCCUCGACACUUUGGUGACCUUGUUUGGUAACCUCUUAGCUCAGCUUGAGCAAGUUGGUAAGACGCUGGGCAGCUACGUUGUGGAGUUGGCAAAGUGGAUAAAGGAGGCUGAGGACAAUAUCGCAAUACCGCUGAACAUGGUUAAGGAACUCUAG